Drosophila elegans is the source of this 3536-nucleotide messenger RNA. It is a transcript of the gene RpI135, whose product is annotated as DNA-directed RNA polymerase I subunit RPA2. Gene Ontology annotation, molecular function: DNA binding; DNA-directed RNA polymerase activity; ribonucleoside binding. Gene Ontology annotation, cellular component: RNA polymerase I complex; nucleus. Lineage: Eukaryota; Metazoa; Arthropoda; Insecta; Diptera; Drosophilidae. The coding region runs from base 114 to 3503 and encodes 1129 amino acids. The record is from RefSeq and is a predicted model, not a curated record. Gene Ontology annotation, biological process: DNA-templated transcription. The transcript is spliced from 3 exons.
AUUUAAAUCGGUUCAGUUCCAUUUAGCUCCGACUCAAAGCAACACGUGCAACGGAAAGCAUUCUGGGUUUAUAUUGUUUUUCAGAGGUUUUCUAAAAGAAACAAACCUGCAAAAUGCUGGAGGAGAUGAAGCAAAUGAGGAGCAUGCCGGUGCUUAGCAAUUCGCGGCCAGAGUUCAAGGAGAUACCCAAAAAGCUAAACAGGCACCUGGCCAACUUGGGAGCACCCCAUGUGGACUCCUUCGACGAGAUGUUGACCGUGGGACUGGACUAUGUGGCCAAACAUAUGAUUCCCAUCCACUGGCAGAGUCCUGCCGGCGAAAAGAUUUCGAUGAAAGUGGAAUCCAUUUGGAUAGCGAAGCCACAGGUGCCGCAGGAUGUGAUUGAUGUGCGCACCCGAGAGAUUUAUCCCACGGAUUCAAGGCAACUCCAUGUUUCCUACUCGGGCAUGUGCUCUGUAAGAUUAGGCUGGAGUGUCAAUGGAGUAGAAAAGUCCCCCAUAAACAUGGAUCUGGGCGAAUUGCCAAUAAUGCUGCGUUCCAAGGCCUGCAACCUGGGACAGGCUUCCCCGAAAGACAUGGUUAAGCAUGGCGAACACGACAGCGAGUGGGGCGGAAUCUUUGUGAUCCGGGGAAAUGAGAAGAUCGUGCGCAUGCUGAUCAUGACCAGGCGGAACCAUCCCAUCUGCGUUAAACGCUCUUCCUGGAAGGAUCGUGGCCAGAACUUCAGCGACCUGGGCGUGCUGGUGCAAACAGUCCGCGAGGAUGAAUCGUCUUUGAGUAAUGUAUUGCACUUUUUGAACAAUGGAACAGCCAAAUUUAUGUUCUCCCAUGUCAAGAGGCUGUCCUAUGUGCCCGUUUGCCUUAUAUUAAAGUGCCUAAUGGAUUACACGGACGAGGAAAUAUACAACAGAUUAGUACAGGGCUAUGAAUCCGAUCAGUACUACGUGUCCUGCGUGCAGAGCAUGCUGAGGGAAGUGCAGAACGAGAAUGUCUAUACCCAUUCUCAGUGCAGGAGCUUCAUUGGCCAUCUCUUCCGUUCCCGCUUCCCAGAAGUUCCAGAAUGGCAACCUGAUGAGGAUGUCACAGAUUUUAUUCUCAAGGAAAGAGUAAUGAUUCACCUGAAUACCUAUGAGGAUAAAUUUCAGUUGAUCGUGUUCAUGGUGCAAAAACUCUUCCAAUGCGCCCAGGGGAAACACCGAGUGGAAAACGUCGACUCGGCGAUGAUGCAGGAGGUGCUGCUGCCAGGACAUCUUUACCAGAAAUACCUAGGUGAACGCGUUGAGUCCUGGGCUCUACAGGUGCGCCGUUGUCUCCAAAAGAAGCUGACCACCCCGGAUGGCCUGCUGACCAGUGCCGUGAUGACCCAGUGCAUGCGACAAGCAGGCGGAGUUGGUCGCUCCAUGGAGUCCUUCCUGGCCACGGGAAAUAUUGCCAGUCGAACUGGGCUGGGACUGAUGCAAAACAGCGGAUUGGUCAUCAUGGCGGAGAACAUUAACAGGAUGCGUUACAUGUCCCAUUUCCGAGCCAUUCACCGUGGCUCCUACUUUACAACAAUGAGGACCACGGAAGCGCGACAGCUGCUCCCGGAUGCCUGGGGCUUCAUUUGUCCCGUCCACACUCCUGAUGGUACGCCCUGCGGUCUGCUGAACCAUUUGACACUGACCUGCGAAAUCUCCAAGCGCCCGGAUCCAAAGUUGGUGGAUGUCAUACCAUCACAGCUGAUAGAGAUGGGAAUGCUGCCGUUGUCUAACCAAAGUGAGGCGGAGGCCAAACUUUACGUGGUCUUCCUGGAUGGCAAACACCUGGGUCACAUUCAUCAAUCAGAUGCCUCCAAAAUAGUCGAAGAUUUGCGCCACGGAAAGAUAUUUGGCACCCUUCCUCAAAUGAUGGAGAUUGGCUUUAUACCGUUCAAGAAAAACGGUCAGUUCCCGGGACUUUAUCUUGCAACAGGACCUGCCAGGAUGAUGAGGCCCGUUUGGAACCUGAAGUGGAAGAGGGUGGAGUAUAUUGGCACACUGGAACAGCUGUACAUGGAGAUUGCCAUCGACCAGAAGGAGAUGUACCCUGAUUUUACCACCCAUCUGGAGUUGGCCAAGACGCACUUCAUGAGCAACCUGGCUAACUUAAUUCCCAUGCCGGACUACAAUCAAUCGCCUCGUAAUAUGUACCAGUGUCAGAUGGGAAAACAAACGAUGGGAACCCCCUGCUUAAAUUGGCCCAAGCAAGCGGCCAAUAAGUUGUACCGCCUGCAGACGCCAGCAACGCCCCUUUUCCGGCCUGUUCACUACGAUAAUAUUCAGAUGGAUGACUUUGCCAUGGGCAGCAAUGCCAUAGUGGCUGUCAUUUCCUACACCGGCUAUGACAUGGAAGACGCCAUGAUCAUCAACAAGUCAGCCUACGAGCGAGGAUUCGCCUAUGGAAGUAUCUACAAAACGAAGUUUGUGACGCUGGACAAGAAGAGCAGCUACUUUGCCAGGCACCCGCACAUGCCGGAGCUGGUUAAACAUCUGGACACAGAUGGCCUUCCACAUCCCGGCUCUAAACUGAGUUAUGGUUCCCCGCUAUACUGCUAUUUUGACGGCGAGGUAGCCACUUAUAAAGUGGUGAAAAUGGAUGAAAAGGAGGAUUGCAUGGUCGAGAGCAUCCGGCAGUUGGGAAGCUUCGAUUUGACGCCCAAGAAAACGGUGGCCAUAACCCUGAGGAUUCCACGACCUGCCACAAUUGGCGAUAAGUUUGCGUCGAGAGCCGGUCAGAAGGGUAUUUGCUCACAGAAAUAUCCCGCCGAGGAUUUGCCCUUUACCGAAUCGGGCUUGAUCCCAGACAUUGUGUUCAACCCCCACGGUUUCCCCUCCCGUAUGACAAUUGCCAUGAUGAUCGAAACGAUGGCGGGCAAGGGGGCAGCGAUCCACGGCAACGUUUACGAUGCCACCCCUUUCCGCUUUUCCGAAGAGAACACGGCCAUUGAUUACUUUGGCAAGAUGCUGGAGGCCGGAGGCUACAACUACUACGGUACGGAGAGAUUGUAUUCGGGAAUAGAUGGCCGCGAGAUGACGGCGGACAUUUUCUUCGGAGUGGUCCAUUACCAGCGCCUCCGGCACAUGGUGUUCGACAAGUGGCAAGUGAGAUCAACGGGAGCCGUGGAGGCCCGCACCCAUCAACCAAUUAAGGGAAGGAAACGCGGUGGCGGCGUGAGAUUCGGAGAGAUGGAACGAGAUGCUUUGAUCUCCCACGGAGCCGCCUUUCUGCUGCAGGAUCGUUUGUUCCACAACUCGGACAAAACGCACACGCUGGUGUGUCACAAGUGUGGUUCCAUUCUGGCGCCACUGCAGCAGAUCGUGAAGCGGAACGAGACGGGAUUACUCUCAUCGCAGCCCGAUACGUGUCGCCUGUGCGGGGACAGCAGUUCGGUUUCCAUGAUCGAGAUCCCCUUCUCCUUCAAGUUCCUGGUAACCGAACUCAGUUCGGUCAACAUCAAUGCCCGGUUUAAGCUGAACGAGAUUUGAGUUGAAUCUAAGAUUAAUAUUGUUAGCCUUUAU